GUCGACUUUUCUUUUCUUGCAUUUACAAGCAGUCAUCUGUUUCACAUUUCACUUCCAGCAGUCCAGUUAAAAUGGCGACCCCAAGAAUCGGUAUGAUGGUGAGGACAUUCUCCUCCUCCGCUGUGAGGCAGGAGAUGGUCAAGCCACCAAUUCAGAUUUUUGGGCUGGAGGGUCGCUAUGCCACAGCUCUAUUCUCAGGUGCCUCCAAGCAGAAGGCACUUGAUGCUGUUGAGAAGGAUCUGACAAGCAUACAGAACCAACUCAAGAACGAUGCCAAACUGAUUGACUACCUUAUCAAUCCCAGCAUCCAGAAGACUGUGAAGGUUGCUGCCAUCCAGGCUGCUGCCAAGCAAACAAACAUGUCGGCACCAACUGCCAAUCUUCUUAGUUUGAUGGCUGAAAACAACCGUCUGAAAAACUUAAAUGGCACUAUUAACGCCUUCAAGCAAAUUAUGGCCGCUGUUCGUGGAGAGGUUCCUUGCGAAAUUACCACAGCUAAGCCACUUGAUGCUGCUACGCUGAAAGAAAUUGAAGGUGCCCUGAAAGGCUUCUUGAAGUCCAACCAAAAAAUUUUGCUCACCACCAAAUCCGACCCCUCUAUUAUUGGUGGAUUGAUUGUUAGCAUUGGUGACAAAUACUGUGACAUGAGCAUUGCUUCAAAGGUUCGAAAGUAUUCUAAAAUUAUUGCAGAAAGUGCAUGAAAUUAAUUGUUACAGAAUGUAGUGUCUCAAUGUGUUAUGUACAUACAAAACCUCAAUAAACCAGGUGUAAAUUA
This is a messenger RNA of Frankliniella occidentalis (western flower thrips), 775 nucleotides long. It is a transcript of the gene ATPsynO, whose product is annotated as ATP synthase subunit O, mitochondrial. Gene Ontology annotation, biological process: proton motive force-driven mitochondrial ATP synthesis. The record is from RefSeq and is a predicted model, not a curated record. The transcript has 6 exons. NCBI's taxonomy places the organism in Eukaryota, Metazoa, Arthropoda, Insecta, Thysanoptera, Thripidae. Bases 72 to 701 code for a protein of 209 amino acids. Gene Ontology annotation, molecular function: proton-transporting ATP synthase activity, rotational mechanism.